GCUGCGCUGUGCCGUCCCGCCGCGGCCGCCACGACCCCGAGGGGGCCGACAGGAAGAGUGUGGCAGCGCCGGAGCUAUAAAGCGUGCUGAAAUGUUGCGAGCACCACCGAGUGCAGCCACUGGGCUGCGAUCCGUCUGUUUAUUUACUUGUUCACAGAAAGUUUGACCCUUCCUCAAAACAAAGCUGAUGGAAGUGAAUGGCUGCAGAGUUGAACAACGGCGGUUUCGCUUUCAGGUUCCCUUGGCACCCCGGCCGUGGCCGUUACAGGAGAAGCAGCCGACCCGCUCGGAGGCGUGCCCGCAAACUUCCAGCAGUGCCCCUCACGGCUUUUCCUCUUUUUUUUUUCCUGCCUCCUCUUAGGGCAAAGCAUGCCCUUUCGCUGCGAUCAGUAGUUCCAGGGUUCAUUGCAGCAUCGCUUCUGCCGCCAGACUUCCUUCGCUGAAUAAAGUUAUUCGCUGUUGCCCUAGGAAGCAUAAUAACAAAUCCUAUGAAUCACUGAGGAGAGCUGCUGUGGGAGGCCACAAAACAAACACGAUUUCUCAGAGGGUUGCUUCACAGAUAGGGAUAGAGCCGUGUGACCGACGCCCUUACCAAGCAGAUCUCUGAAGCUUCCCGUGAAGGCGGGAGACAGCAGGACGAACGCCUGUAUCGCUAAGUCAUGCACUGAUUUCUGAGGAGUUUCAGUGAGACUGCAAGUAUCGGGGCGUGCUGGGCAUUCUGGCACCUUUCACGUUAAUGCAGUAGAUGUAUCCAUUGGGAACUCUGGAGUAAUCCUGGGGGUUUGCCUCUGCUUUUUAAUGGUAUCUGUGUAGAUAGAGGAGUAAAGCGUUGUCUUAGGAAGAAUUCUAAUGGAUGAAGCUUGGUGGCUGGAGAUGGCUUUUUCCCCAUCGUGUACUGUAAGUUGGACUAUGAAACGGAUCUUAAAGUGCCGGUUUGCAGAUUCUGUAUAAGUCCACGCACAUUUUAGAAAUGGAAGACAGUAUUAAUGAACAUUGUUACAGAAAGUUGUUUGUUAAGGAUGAAUUAACAUUAUAAAUGUGUGUGUAUGUCUGUGGGCUAGAAGGGUGUGUUAGUUUCUUGAACUGUUAACUGACUUGUUUGAAUUUAGCACUUGUAUUUUACAGUAUGUUUUCUUUUUCUUUCACUUGCCAGUAAUGAAUUUCACUUGUAUUUUUUUCUCUGCAGUGAUGUGGCAAAUAGUUUUUGGAACAAAAAGUUAAUAUGGGAAAGGAGCAAUAGGGGUGGAAUCUCUCUCCUCCAUCUUGGAUUUCACUGAAGUUUGUUAUCUCUCUAAGUUGAGUGCUGUUGCCUUCUAAAAGGGUCCUUGAUAGGUUUCAGAAAAAAAUCACAGAAUCAUAGAGAUUGGAAGGGAUCUCUGAAAAAUACUUGCCUUUUAAUGAAUAUAGAAGUUUAAAGAAAAGAUGGAAGGACACAACUUCAUUGUGUGUCUUAAUCUGAUUACAUUUAUCAAGGCACGGAAGUAUGCAUAACAUUUGGGCAAUGUAUUCAUCUUCUUCUCGUGAUUGCACAAGAGUGCAUUAGAACAAAGAUGGAUGUAUAAGUAUUGAGCAUCUCCAAGGAACCAUAAGGCAGUAUGGCAGAGAACAUGAGAUAUCUCAGGAACUUUUUUAUUUACAACUGUCUGUUUGCAUUCACUUUUUGGAACAAUAUUGGCCUGGCUAUGAAAAAUGAACUCUUUACAUCUGUUCCUAACAAUUUUCUACAGGAUGGUUUGGACAAAAAAAACUUGAGCCUUCCACACUCAUAUACAAAUAAUCAGCAGUCCAAAGCUGAUUUUGGUUGGGUUGUGAUAGAAAAUACUACGGAAAGCCUAUCAUUGUCAGAAAUCAAAAAAGACAAUGUAAGAAAAUUAAUAACUUUAUUAUCUAAUUUUAGAAAAGGUUCCAGGCUUCAAAAUCUGACACUAACGAAUAUGUCAGUGGACUGGAAAGAUUUUAUUAAAGCACUCCAGACUGUAUGGCACUCAUCCAUUGAAUACUUCAGUAUCAACAACUUAAUACAAGAGGGGAACGUCAGAAGUUCUCGCUUCGACUAUUCAGAUACUUCCAUGAAAGCACUUGCACUGAAUAAUGUUAGAAUCACAGACCUAUACUUUUCACAGGAUGACAUUUAUAACAUAUUUGCAAACAUGAACAUUGAAGCCUUGACAAUAGCUGAUUCUGAGUUAAUUCACAUGGUAUGUCCUUCAUCUGACAGUCCAUUUAGGUAUGUAAAUUUCUCAAAGAAUGAUUUAACAGAUCUGCUUUUUCAGAACUGUGACAAACUAAUUCAACUGGAGACAUUUAUUUUGAAUAGGAAUAAAUUUAAGAGCCUUUCCAAGGUGAGCUUCAUGACCAGCCGUAUGAAAUCACUGAGGUAUCUGGACAUGAGCAGCAACUUGCUGCGUAACAGUGGAGCUGAGAAGCGCUGCCAGUGGACUGAUUCUCUGUCGGAGCUGGACCUGUCCUCCAACCAGCUGACAGAGUCGGUGUUUGAGUGCUUGCCCGUUAAUAUCAACAAACUGGACCUACAAAACAACCAGAUUGCCAGUGUCCCCACGGGGAUUGCUGAGCUGCAGUCCUUGAAGGAGCUGAACCUGGCAUCCAACAGGCUGGCCGACCUGCCAGGGUGCAGGGCCUUUGCGGGCCUGGAGAUCCUGAACAUAGAGAGGAAUUUGAUCCUCACGCCAAGUGCCGACUUCUUUGAGAGCUGCCCGAGCGUGAAGGAGCUACAAGCUGGGCAAAACCCGUUCAAGUGUUCGUGUGAGCUGCAGGACUUCCUGCGCCUGGAAAGGCAGUCUGGGGGCAAGCUGUCCGGCUGGCCAGAGGCGUACGUGUGCAAGUACCCAGAAGACUUGAGCGGAACGCAGCUGAAGGACUUCCACCUGACCGAGCUGGCCUGCAACACGACUCUGCUGCUCGUGACAGCUCUGCUGCUGACCCUGGUGCUGGUGGCUGUGGUGGCCUUUCUGUGCAUCUACCUGGAUGUGCUGUGGUACGUGCGGAUGCUGUGGCAGUGGACGCAGGCAAAGCGGAGAGCUUGGCACGACUGCCCCGAGGGGCGGGAAACCGUUCUGCAGUUUCACGCCUUCAUUUCGUACAGCGAGCGCGAUUCGUUGCGGGUGAAGAACGAGCUGAUCCCCAAUCUGGAGAAGGGGGAGGGCUGCAUCCAGCUGUGUCAGCACGAGAGGAACUUUAUCCCUGGCAAAAGCAUCGUGGAGAAUAUCAUUAACUGCAUUGAGAAGAGCUACAAGUCCAUCUUUGUGUUGUCCCCCAACUUUGUGCAGAGCGAGUGGUGUCACUACGAGCUGUACUUUGCCCAUCACAAGUUGUUUAGCGAGAACUCCAACAGUUUAGUCCUGAUCUUGCUGGAGCCGAUCCCUCCAUAUGUUAUCCCUGCGAGGUACCACAAGCUGAAGGCUCUCAUGGCCAAGAGAACCUACCUGGAGUGGCCGAAGGAGAGGAGCAAGCGUGCCCUUUUCUGGGCUAACCUGAGGGCAGCUAUUAGCAUCAAUCUGUCAGUGCCUGUUGAACAGAACAGAACAGAAUUGUGAGGAAAGAUAUUAAAAGUUUUUAUAAUACAGUUUCUUCUUCUCCUUGAAAUUUUUUUCAUUUGUUAACCAAUAAAUACUUUAUAUCCAUUGAUUUUCAAUAUAUUUCACCUUGUAUUAUAAAACCUUGUUUCUGGAUAGUUAGUUGCUUUGUCACUAUAUGAAAAAAUCAGCCUGGUUUACUACAACUCACUUGAAAUUGGCAGGUUUUGGAUAUGGAUUUUGAUACCAUCAUUGAAAUAUUGUAAUACUGGUUUUCUCAACAGAAUGGAAACUUAAGCAGUCAUGUGGAAGAGUGCCUGAAUUGCUGGUGACUUAGGAGAUCUACAUUAAUCACAAAGUUUAGCCAUCUUGGUCACAGGAUUUCACAUUAAAAUUAAUUUGCAAGGAGAAAAAUUAUGCAUCCUGCAAAGAUAUCUAGAAGUUCAGCAUUUGAGAUUGUUCUUGGGUGAUGUUUUCUCAGACUGAAACUUAUAGCAUGGGACCCAGAUGUAGGACUGUGAAUAUCUAGCACUAGGGGCAGGCACGGCCAUGUCAGAAAGGAGGACUGGAUGAGGAAAGAAGGGGGAUUUUUUUCCUUGAAAAGAAAAGAGAUGGAUGAGCUAGUUUUCCUUUUCCUGUUUGCUGCCAAGAAGUAAUAGUGAGUGGACAGAGUUGUAAUUCCCAUGCUGUGAUAGACUCCUGGUAUCAUCUUGAUCUGAAGAGUUUUCUUUGAUGAAAGAAACUAAGAAGGUGUCACAAUAAUUGCCUUCAUUAUCAAUGGCUGCAUCUUGAGAAACUCUUGACUUCUCUACCUCCUCCUUUUCUUUAGCUUUAUACUUUUAUUUUUUCCCAUACAUGUAUCUCGUUUUAAGCUUAUUAUCAAAACAAUGUGAUCUCUUUUUAUGAUGAGAUGAUCUGCGUAGGUAGGUGAGAGAAAGGCUGUGGAUGUGAUUUAUGUGGAUUUUAGUGAAGUGUUUGACACUGUUUCCCAGAGUAUUCUGGAGAGGUUGGGUGCUCAUGGCUUGGACAGAAGCAUGAUUUGCUGGGUGAAGAUCUGGCUGGAUGUCCAGGCUCCAAGGGUCACAGUGAUUGGAGCUCAUUCCACUUGGUGCCUGCUCACCAGUUGCAUUCCCAGGGCUCAGUGUUGGGGCCAGUUUUGUUUCAUGUUUUUAUCUGUGAUCUGGAUGAGGGGAUUGAGCGUACCCUCAGUAUGUUCACGGAUUACACCGAGAUAGGCAGAACUGUGAAACUACUUCAUGCUAGGAAAGCUCUGUGGAGAGAUCUAGACAGGCUGGAUCGAUGAGCUGAGUCCAAUCUCAUGCCAUUCAACAGGACUCAGUGUAUACAGAGGCAAGUUAACAUCAGUUUAAUAGACUUGUACUCACAUUACUGGGGUAAUGGGACAGUGUCUUCACCAAGUUAUCAUUACCAGCUAUGACUGACCAAUAUAGUGUCUACCCUGGGAUUACCGCCAGCAGAUACUGGAGGCAGUAGGCUUGCAAGACGUCUGCUAGCCAUCGUUAUUACCAUGGCCAUAGAUGUAUUUAACAGCAGGAGACAAUAAAGCAUCACAUAUCAGGAUAGUCAAGGCCAUUUACAGGAAGCAAGGGGACUUAGUUAAAGCUACGGAGCAGUUUCUCACAAACAAGUUUCUUCUACAUACAGAAGCUAGAGGCAGUUUACUUGUAUUCUCAAGCUAACAUUAGCUCUUCCUCAUGGGCUAUUUGCCUGAUCAGGCUGUGAUCUGCUUUUUUUUCCCACAAAGGCUCUAAGGGACAUGGUUUACGCAUAGGACUUGGUAAGUCAAGCUGAAACUUGGACUUGAUCUUGAAGGUCUUUUCCAAUGUAGAUGAUUCCAUGAUUCUAAGAAUCUGUUGUUUACAGUGGAUACAGCAUCUUUUGCAGCACAGCUAUGCCUUCCUAAUCAGAAAGGCAGUAACUUGUCAGAGGCCAAAAAAAUUUCCAAUGUACUGGGACAACUGAUAAGACCAUAUAUAUUUGGAAUCAGAAGAACAAAUUUGCUGUCCUGUAUAGGAAUAUUGCAGGCCACUUUACCUGUAUUUUUGGUGUUUUGUCUUCAAGAAAACAUAGCUGGAUUCCAACAAACAUUCACAACUGCUGAAGAUCAUCACGUUUCCUCUUUGUCCCUAGAAGGACAAGUGUUUACCAUCUUGAAUACUAGACUUAGAUGAUCAAAUAUCAGGAAAUUGUUUCCAAAAAUAUUCAUCAUGGAAAAAAGAAGAUAUAUUGAAAUAAAAUCCUUAUUGAAGGUCUCUGCAUUUUCAUCACCUUCCAUCUUCAAUUAUUAUUUACAAAAUAUUUUAAUUGUGACUUUUUAAAUAGGUCUAAGCAGGCUGAGAUCUCUUGGCUUGAAAUCAAUAACUAUGAGCAACUCUCUAAGGAUUUGUAGGACAAGACCAAAUUUGAAGCUUUUAUAUGUCUUGUUCCAUUAGCCUCAAAAUUAAUACAACAAACCUAUCACCAAAUUGCAAGCAUUUCAUUCAGGAAUUUGGAAAGAAAUGUUUUCUGUACAUCCUCCAUCCCUUCCAACUAGUGCUUUAGUGUAUGACUUGUAUGAACUUCAGGCAACUGAAGAUGAACAGCCUUCGUGUGAUUUGCCCAUUUCUUUUGCAGCUUCAAAAACUUCAGAGUUUUAGUCAGCAGUCACUGAAACCAAGAAUUCGGCUGGCUGCUUCCGUUGGCUGGAAGAGGGGAAUAUUCUUGGAAAGUGACAGAAUGCACUUGGAGUCCUUCGUGCAGCUCAGAUGAGAGCACACACCUGAUGUUGGAAAAUACAUCUUUUAGGAGUGGAAGAUUUUAGCUGGGGUUUGCUUACCAUUUUGGAAAGAACUUGUGAACUAGAUACACCUCUGGCAAGACAGCUGAUGUGAUCAAACCGAAAUAUGUAAUUACAGGUCUGUAAUAUAUGUCCUAUAUCCUUGAGUGAAUAGUGUUAGAAAAGGAUGUGAUAAGAGUGGAGAAAUAUUAAAUCUGGUACUUUGAAAUCAGAA
Molecule: messenger RNA, 6544 nt
Organism: Meleagris gallopavo (turkey)
Lineage: Eukaryota; Metazoa; Chordata; Aves; Galliformes; Phasianidae
Source: RefSeq, a predicted model, not a curated record